Molecule: messenger RNA, 539 nt
Organism: Vespula pensylvanica (western yellowjacket)
Lineage: Eukaryota; Metazoa; Arthropoda; Insecta; Hymenoptera; Vespidae
Exons: 3
Coding region: 26-385 (119 amino acids)
Source: RefSeq, a predicted model, not a curated record
GUGCAAUAUCAUUUAAAACGACGACAUGUUUCUUACCAAGAUUCUCUUUUUAUUUGGAUUAAUGCAGUUGAUAAAUUUAUCAACAGCAGCGCCAUUACCGGAUAGCGCAGGAAUCGUUGAGAUGGUAAACGGAUUGGCAUACGGUGGUAUUCCUUACGGGAGUGUAUCAGGUAUGCUAGCAAAAUAUCCUGGAUUCUCAUCUCAAGAAGCUAUUCAAUCAAGAAGAUUAUCCACGGUGAAAGCUAUUCGACCUGUAAUCGUGACGCCAAAUUUUAGAGCAACGAGAUUGGCUGUCAACCAUGGAACGCGACCUGUUCAAAUUUAUAAUCUUCCAGGUGUUAUCGCACCUGGUAUCAUCGGCACGAUUAGUCAAAUUGGAUUUUGAAAGAUUCAUCCUCAUUAUUUUCUCAUUGACAAUCAUGUUCUGUUAUAUAAAUACAUUUUGUUGAGGAUUCGAAUCUCUUCGUUAGGUAUCAUUUCGCAAGGAUUCAAUAACGAAAAGAAAUUAAUCUUGUAAAUGAAAUUUUUAAAGAUUAAUA